CGUAAUGACGUCAGUGCUGCGUCACGUAAUCUCCACACAGGCCUCGCUUCCAUGCGCCGCGGCGCCGCGAACUGUCACCGGGAGAAACGAAGGGCAUCCGGAAUACCGGCGGAGAGGGGAGCCGCUGAAACUCGUCUCUCGAGGGGACAAACUCACCAGUGGUCAGUGGACAUUACAUCACUCCCUCUCAGAUCUUGGACACACCUUGUGGACUACCUUCUUUUCCUGUUCUCUUGAGGUAGAGGACGUCCGGCCCGUCGGACUGACACCACUCUGUGUGUGUGUGAUACUUUAAGGACUUCUCAUGCAUCGUUUAAGGACUUGUGCGGCGCGAUUGCGUCCGCUCACCGCCUCGCAGGCGGCUCAGACUGUCAGCCAGCAGAGGCCAAUCACAGUCGCCUCCACAGGUGGCACAAGGACGUUUCAGCCAAUCAGGUGCUACACUGCACCUGUGGCCUCAGAGCCGUUCCUGAAUGGGACGAGCUCCAACUACGUGGAGGAAAUGUACUACGCCUGGCUGGAGGACCCCAAGAGUGUUCACAAGUCCUGGGAUGUAUUUUUCAGGAAUGCUAACGCCGGUGCUCCUCCCGGUGCUGCCUACCAGUCUCCUCUGGGUCUGUCAUCCGCUCCUCAGCUCUCCUCUCUGGUCGGAGCUCAGCCCAACGUGGAGAAGCUGGUAGAGGAUCACCUGGCUGUCCAGUCCCUCAUCAGGGCCUAUCAGAUUCGAGGGCACCAUGUGGCCCAGUUGGACCCUCUCGGCAUCAUGGACGCCGAUCUGGACUCGUGUGUCCCCACUGACAUUAUCACAUCCUCCGACAAGCUGGGCUUCUACGGCCUGGAUGAGUCAGACCUGGACAAGGUGUUCCGGCUGCCCACCACCACCUUCAUCGGAGGCUCAGAGAGCGCGCUGCCGCUCAAAGAGAUCAUACGGCGACUGGAGAUGUCGUACUGUCAGCACAUCGGAGUGGAGUUCAUGUUCAUCAACGACCUGGAGCAGUGUCAGUGGAUCAGACAGAAGUUUGAGACUCCUGGAGUGAUGCAGUUCACUCUGGAGGAGAAGAGGACACUGCUGGCCCGAAUGGUCCGCUCCACCAGGUUUGAGGAGUUCCUGCAGAAGAAGUGGUCUGCAGAGAAACGUUUUGGUCUGGAGGGCUGCGAGUCUCUGAUCCCGGCUCUGAAGACCAUCAUCGAUAAAUCCUCUGAGAAGGGUGUGGAGAACGUCAUCAUGGGCAUGCCUCACAGGGGUCGUCUGAAUGUUUUGGCCAACGUGAUUCGUAAAGAACUGGAACAGAUCUUCUGUCAGUUUGACUCCAAACUGGAAGCUGCUGAUGAGGGCUCCGGCGAUGUGAAGUACCAUCUGGGGAUGUACCAUCGUCGUAUCAACCGCGUGACGGACAGGAACAUCACGCUGUCUCUGGUAGCCAACCCGUCUCACCUGGAGGCCGUGGACCCUGUGGUGCAGGGAAAGACCAAAGCUGAGCAGUUCUACUGCGGAGACAACGAUGGCAACAGGGUGAUGUCCGUCCUUCUACACGGAGACGCAGCGUUUGCAGGUCAAGGUAUUGUCUAUGAAACCUUCCAUCUGUCCGACCUUCCGUCCUACACCACGCACGGCACCGUGCACGUCGUCGUCAACAACCAGAUCGGUUUCACCACAGACCCUCGUGUGGCUCGCUCGUCUCCGUAUCCGACAGACGUGGCUCGAGUCGUCAACGCUCCCAUCUUCCACGUCAACGCCGACGACCCCGAGGCCGUCAUCUACGUGUGCAAGGUGGCCGCAGAGUGGAGGGCCACGUUCCACAAAGACGUGGUGGUCGACCUGGUGUGUUACCGUCGGAUGGGUCACAACGAGAUGGACGAGCCAAUGUUCACUCAGCCGCUGAUGUACAAACAGAUCAAGAAGCAGAAGCCCGUUCUGCAGAAAUAUGCAGAGAAACUGAUUGCAGAGGGAGCCGUCAGCAGGCAGGAGUACGAGGAGGAAAUUGCUAAAUAUGAUAAAAUCUGUGAGGAGGCGUAUGCUCGUUCUAAAGAUGAGAAGAUCCUCCACAUCAAGCACUGGCUGGACUCCCCCUGGCCCGGUUUUUUCACUCUGGACGGACAGCCGAAGUCCAUGAGCUGCCCCUCGACCGGUCUGACUGAAGAAAACCUGAACCAAAUCGGACAGGUUGCCUCCUCCGUCCCUGUGGAGGACUUCACCAUCCACGGAGGUCUGAGUCGUAUCCUGAAGGGCCGCGGUGAGAUGAUCAAGAACCGGACCGUGGACUGGGCUCUAGGAGAGUACAUGGCCUUUGGAUCGCUGCUGCAGGAGGGAACCCACAUCCGACUGUCGGGACAGGACGUGGAGCGAGGAACCUUCAGCCACCGUCAUCACGUCCUCCAUGACCAGAACGUGGAUAAGAGGAUCUGUAUUCCCAUGAACCACGUGUCUCCUGACCAGGCGCCGUACACCGUCUGCAACAGCUCGCUGUCUGAGUACGGAGUCCUCGGCUUUGAGUUGGGUUUUGCGAUGGCGAGUCCCAACGCUCUGAUCCUGUGGGAGGCUCAGUUUGGAGACUUCCACAACACGGCUCAGUGCAUCAUCGACCAGUUCAUCUGUCCCGGUCAGGCCAAGUGGGUCCGACAGAACGGCAUCGUGCUGCUGCUGCCACACGGCAUGGAGGGCAUGGGUCCAGAACAUUCUUCAGCUCGUCCGGAGAGAUUCCUCCAGAUGUGCAAUGACGACCCCGACGUCAUGCCGAACAUCACGGAGGACUUUGCAGUGCGUCAGCUGUAUGACUGUAACUGGAUCGUGGUGAACUGUUCUUCUCCUGCAAACUACUUCCAUGUUCUUCGACGACAGAUUCUCCUCCCAUUCAGGAAGCCUCUGAUCAUCUUCACUCCCAAGUCUCUGCUGCGUCACCCAGAGGCCAGAUCCAGCUUUGACGAGAUGCUGCCUGGAACUCACUUCCAGAGGUUGAUCCCAGAAGGAGGCGCAGCAGCGUUGGAGCGUCCGGAGGAGGUGAAGAGAAUCAUCUUCUGCACCGGGAAGGUUUAUUAUGAGCUCACCAAAGAGAGGAAGAACAGAGGGAUGGAGGGCAACGUGGCCAUCGCCCGCAUCGAGCAGUUGUCUCCGUUCCCGUUCGACCAGGUGAAGGCUGAGUCGGAACGUUUCUACAACGCCGACCUGGUUUGGUGUCAGGAGGAGCACAAGAACCAGGGUUACUAUGACUACGUGAAGCCUCGCAUCAGAACCACCAUCCAGAGAGCAAAGCCUGUCUGGUACGCUGGUAGAGGCCCAGCAGCCGCUCCGGCAACAGGAAACAAGAACACUCACGUGGUGGAGCUGCGGCGUUUCCUUGACCUCGCCUUCGACUUGGACGCAUUCAGCGAUCAGCAGUAGACAUACAACACCUGGAAUAAACCCUCACCUGUCUGACCUUUGACCCCCAACGCUCCUCGAUUCAGUUGUCACACUCAGACUGCAUCUCUCUCUCACACACACACACACACACACACACACACACACACACACACACACACACACACACACUGACUGCUUACUCUAGUCUGUACUGUUGAAGGAAAAGUACACAAAUAAAUAUUCGCUCAUUCGUUGCUUCGUUACUGCAAAUAUCGUAAAAUACUAAGUCCUGCUACGUCACAGUACACCAACAGAACUCCACACAGAUUUUCACAAAGUUUACAGUCUGUUUUUAUUCAACAGAAAUGAAUGUUCAGAAUGUCUUUCUAAAUUCAGACAUGUUGACUCCUUUUAUUUCUUCAUCUUACAAAGCAGUGUACUAGAUACUGCAGUGCUGUCAGGACGGCCGUCGCACUUUAAAUGUCGACAGUUUAAUUUAAUUGUAAUUCUGCUAAACAUUUUCUCACUGAACAGAUUAUGUGAUUAUUAAACAGUUAUUGAACACACAGUUCGACGAUCAAACGGUUCAUUUUGCUGCUACAGUGACUCUGAGCUGUUGUUUACAUUAAGUGGAGGAAGCUUGUGAGUCGUGACAUCAUCACGAGGAGCCGAGUGUGAAUAAGGUUCAGGCUGUCCACAUACUUUUGGCCCUGCAGUGAAGUUUAAAAUCAGUUGCUGAUUAAUGAGGUUCUCAUUUAUUGAAAAACAGAGUUUUAGAAGUAGUGUGUGUACAGUGUGUACUUUAUGGUAUCAGUAUGUAGUAAAUACUGAACAAUAUGUGCAUGCUAACGUGUUAGCACACUGUGUGCUACUUUUCUUUAUCAGCUGUACAGACGUCAUCUUUCUUCAAAAACUCAGUCUGCAGCAUCAGUUCUGUGACGUCAGUAGUUCAGCAGCAGCAUCUGGCUCGACUCCACCACACGGUUUUAUAAAGUCAUUGCAAAAUAGUCUUUUUUGGUUGAGCGGGACAGAAACUUGAAUAAACUCUAAAAUUGACAACUUUUUGAAUGAAAUCUGGUUCAGUCUCAAAACGAUUUUCUCUGCAGCACUGCAGACACGUUCCACUCAGUAACCAAUCAGAGUUCAGAUCUGACUGAGCGCUACGAGAGCUGACUUGUUUAAGGUAACAUUGUAUAGAAGCGUCUGGUGGAGUGAAGCCUGAAGCUGAUUAUAAGGCUGAGAAACACACACACACACACACACACACACACACACACACACCUUCCUCCGUCCACACACACACAUUCUCACACUCCAGCUUCCCCUUCGUCAUCAUCACUCCCCCACACACAGCCCGUCAUCACACUCCAUCAUCAGCUUUUCUUCACCUGAAAUGUUGCAGGAAACAUUUUAUUUUUACUUUUUAUUAAAUGGCUCGUUAGUAUAAUUAGCAUCAUUAGCACUCCCCAUUGAAAACAAAUGGGAGCCCCGCUAGUAGGGAGAGUAAUAUUAUUUAUGGCUUGGAAUCACUACAGCAGGUGGAGGUUGUUUUAGUUUUGUUUUGCCUUUCAGCAGGUGUGUUAGCUCAUUAAGGAAAGCCUGUAAUUAGUCACCAUGGCAACGCUUUACUCGCACACUGAGAUUUUAUUGUUGUUUAUUUUGAAGGGAAGUUUUAGGAUUAAAUGGGUCUGCAGACGUCCCAACAUGAACCAGAUGCACUGCUGAUGAUCCCCUCAGCUUGUCUCCUCUCCCUCGCUGUCGAGCAUUUAUCCCGUGCCAAAAUGGAUCGGAGCGUCUCGUGUUCUCAAUAUUUCUUCGUGUCCGGCGAGCAGCUGAAUGAACUCUGUCAGCAGGAAAACAAAAUGUCCGCAAACAAACGACAACAGAAGAUGAAAUCGGCUGCAGGUGGUGUUUUGGGCUUCUGUGAGACAAAGAAAAUGAUUUAUUUAUUUUCAUAAAAGGGGAUUAAAAUUCUCUUCAUUAUUUUGCUUCAUUCAAUAAAGUAUCCUGUAUGUACUGAAA
Molecule: messenger RNA, 5362 nt
Organism: Acanthopagrus latus (yellowfin seabream)
Lineage: Eukaryota; Metazoa; Chordata; Actinopteri; Spariformes; Sparidae
Gene: ogdha
Product: oxoglutarate dehydrogenase a
Exons: 23
Coding region: 305-3379 (1024 amino acids)
Biological process (GO): tricarboxylic acid cycle
Cellular component (GO): oxoglutarate dehydrogenase complex; mitochondrion
Molecular function (GO): thiamine pyrophosphate binding; oxoglutarate dehydrogenase (succinyl-transferring) activity
Source: RefSeq, a predicted model, not a curated record